This is a messenger RNA of Bursaphelenchus xylophilus (pine wood nematode), 4460 nucleotides long. The record is from the annotation of a GenBank genome assembly. NCBI's taxonomy places the organism in Eukaryota, Metazoa, Nematoda, Chromadorea, Rhabditida, Aphelenchoididae.
AUGCCGCGGCCUCAAGCCAGUCAAGGCCGGUCAAAUGAAAAGGCGCAAAGUAAGUUCAAUAUUUACAUUGCAAAAUUCCAAUUUCACCAAAAGAUUCACUUCCUUGGAAGCGCUCUCUUUGAACCAUCUCUACGCUGGAGUUGUUUUUUUCGUGAAGUUUUUUCCGGCUCUUGCCAAAAAAUAAAUCAAUCCCGACUUCACUGGGCACAAUUACAUUAAAUUAUGCUUAUUUUUGAAUGAUCCAGAAGAGACAUGGGAAAAUAUUACGCCAUUCGUAUAGCAAAUUUUGACGCGAAUUGUGGUAAUGAAAAAUUUGAAAGGAUCCUGUGCGAACAAAAAGGAGGAAAUUUUUUUUGAUCCCAAUUAUUUUGAAUUCACUGUAAAAAAAGUUGGAUUACUGUAUCAAUUUGACCGAAAUAGAAGUUUAUAAGGCGAUAGGAUCUAAUUUUGAUUAUUAUUCCCAAUUCAUGCACAGUGCAGACCAGCGAAUUUUGCACUGUGAAAAAAUUUCUUUUUCAUUGCACUGUGCAGUAAAUAAACAUCAAAAAAGAAAAUAAAAAUCAUCCCCAAACUAAUCACUCUUCUAACUACUAACUUUCAGUACCGGUAAACAGUCAGCUGACUGAAGAUGCCUUCCGACGAAUUCAACAGGUCGACCAACAAACCUCAACAUUGACCAAUCAGGGAGUGGUCGGAUUCUCGGCCCGCAUUCUGGAUCGCGCGGAAUACCCGACGCCAGAUGGAAAGGAUAUUAGUGUCGUGCAGCUAAUCGAGAUCAUAAAGAAGCCGGGACAGAGUCUCGGUUUGUAUUUGAGGGAGGGAAACGGUAAGUUUUUCAGAGCUUUUUAGACCUUUGUUCGAAUUUAGGUGAAAAAGCCAAAUUUUAACGAAAAUUGACUGAAAUAGGAAAGAUACGCUGUUCUUGUAACACCUAAACAACCUCGUUUCGUAGCGGAUUUCGGGGAAGGAAGCCAAAUAUUUUCUGCGUUUUACAAAUUAGCGAAACUCUUGGGCAAGCUCGGGCGCCGCUCGGGAAACCGAAAUUUUUUUUUGUCGUUUCUCGAAGGUUUUGAGUACUAGUACUCAAACGUAUACUGAUACUUGAUUAUUUUUACAUUCAAAAUAUUCCUUUUCAGGCUUCGACUGUAGCUAUGGAGUGUUUGCCUCGCGAUUUGGCGAAGGAUCGGAGCUGGAAAAGAUGGGGAAUAUUAUUCGGCCGGGCGACGAAAUCCUCAAUGUAAAUAAUGUGGAAGUCAGGGAUAUGAGCAUCGAUGAUGUGGUCUACGCACUCUCUAUACCUCGGAGACUUGUUUUGAGAACGAGGUAUGUUAUUUUUUACUGAAUUAUUAAUUUUGAUAUCUAAAAAUAUAGUUUUUUGUUUUAGGUUCCUCGAGAACCGUCGAGAUAUGAUAGAGCCUCAAAUGAAGAACCUGGAGAAGCCCGUGAUCAUUCGAACGGUGGAUGAUAAGUACGAGAAAGAUCGACAAGCAAUGUUUAUGAAUCCGAAACCUCAACCAGGGAUAUUGACGAAACCCGCAAAAACAGCUGGUACCUGGCUCGGAAAACGGGCUCGGCAACAGCAGGAGAGCGAUGUAUGUGUUGUAAUUGUAUUUUUUGGUGCUUAGAUAAGAUUUCCCGGCGAUUUUAUACCAUCAAAAUAUUCUAGAAGCACAACCACACCCUCCAUCAACAAUAUAGUCAGGAUUUGACCCCCAUGUCUUCCCAAUCCACGCCUCCGUCCACCUCAACGCUCAAACGAAUCCCCGCUCAGCCUUAUAGUGGAUAUAGUCCUCCAACCGUCGCUCAAACCGCCUUCGUUCCUCCUCCAAAAAUCUGGCCCGAUCCUUAUUCUGAUCCGUUGAAUGGACAGCCCCGUUAUAACGCCGGAUAUCCCAACGAGAGUGCGUAUCAGUAUGGCGAUCGAUACGGUCGAUAUGGAAUGUCAGGAGGCCAACCAAGUCCAUAUAAUCCGUUGAUGGGCCCAAUGAGUUCGUCGAUGAACCCGUCGAUACAUCCAUCGAUGAACCCGGUGACACCUGGAUAUAAUUAUAAGAGUAAUUCCUUACCGAGAAGAAGGAUCCAGUCGGAGGUUGCAGGACCUGCCGGACAACUUCGCUCCGUCAAAUGGAGGAAUGACGUCAUCAGUCCCGGAGCGGGCAUCUAUGCAGGAAGAUCUGCAAUGAGUGAUAUUGCAUCACCAUUGACGCAACGACGACUGGACUAUGCGCAAGCAGGAAGAGCUCAGUCUACAAUCUCUUCUCCCGGGACCACUAGUAAGUAUUCGAAUCAAAAAAUUUUCAAAAUCGUUUAUUUAGGCCAUGUGUAAUAUAUUGAUUUAGGAUCACCGACUGGCCGUUCAAUUAUGGAUAUUUUCUCGGCUCAGGAAUACCGAAACUGGGCUGAUCCUUAUGGCCAACAACCGGACGCAAAUGUUUAUGGAAGAACACCAACUCGACUGGGCUAUGGAAUGAGAUCUACAUCAUUGCCUUCCAGAACGAUUAUGGUAUGUUUUUUUACAUUUUGUUUUGGUUUUUAGGUCGAAAUGAAUCUGGAAUGAGUGACAAUUCUAAAAUAUUUUUAGAAUUCUCUCACCUCCAACAACCUUGAUCUCCGUCGUCAAAGAGGUCCUUUUAAUCAACCAGAGCCUGCCGCUCAAUUUCCAACUCAGAAUCCAAUGGAUAGACAAAUCCAGAUCCUCGAUCGUCUCCAUCUGAGCCCUCUGGUCAAUCGACGCGUUCCUCUUCGAGCUGCCGGUCCUGGGUUUGACGUGGAUCAAGUUCAGCUUUCGUCGUUGACCGGAAUUAUUACUGUCUGGAUAUUGGAAGGGCGAAAUCUCCGAAUUCCGGAUAAAAAUCAGUCGAAUCAACUGUAUGUGGUCCUAGAAAUCGACGAAGUUCAUCGUGCUCGGACUGGAAUUUCAACACCGGAACAGAAAUUCCGAUGGAGAGAGGGAUUCGAGAUUGAUGUACAAAAUGCAAUCAACGCACAAUUCUUUGUGUACUCAUGGCAUCCUCAAUAUCGGCAUAGGUUUUGUCAUAAAGCCUCGAUGAAGCUGGCCGACGCUUUCUUUGUCGAUCAAUUGAACGGGGUCAGGGUUUUUGCUUUGAAUUUGGAACCAAAAGGACAGCUGAUGGUCAGGGUUGCGUUCAGUGAUAUGGCACAUUCUUACCGAAGAGCGGUCAACGUCAGGUAAGAUGUGGAUGCAAUUGGCUUGGAAUGGGGUUUUUAGAGGCUUGUUGGGAUUUUUGAGGGGCUUGAGGGCGAUCUAUCGUCAAAAUUUUGUUUUUAUUAACUACUACAACAUAAAUUAUUUAAAUUUUGUUAUUUUCAUUGAUGAUUUUCAGGUAUAACGCUUCGUUUGGCACUCCACUGGGCCAGUUAUGUCAACGAGAAGAGAAAGAGAUCCCUACGGUAUUCCUCCGGUUAGUAACGGAGAUCGAAAAACGAGGAGUUGAUGUUCCAGGUUUAUACUAUUGUAAGUUCCCUUUUUUCAUUUUUAUUUUUUCAUUUUUAGUAUCUGGAGCUUUGGAAAGGAAGAAUUAUAUCAAAGAGCUCAUAAAUCGAGAUCCGGUAACGACCGAUAUUAGUCAAGUACCAGUUCCGGAUAUUAAUUUAUUAACCUGCUUGGUAAAGGACUUCCUAAAAGAGUUGCCAGAGCCCCUAGUUCCACCGAAUAUAUAUGCCAUGUUGGUCGAUGCGAGCUCAGCGAUAUUACCAGCGGAUAAAGAUGGGAAUCAAGGGAUCUUGUUGAAGAUUGUGGAUUGCUUACCAUCCGCAAAUAAAGUAAGGAGAAUUUUGAUGGAAAUUGAGUUUUUUUUUAGUUUUAUGAUUAUAAUAGUAAUUUUUGUUUGUUUUUUCGUGUCGCAAAGCAAUAAUUGUAUGACAGUUUUUUUGUUGAAAUAUUGAUUUAGGUACAAGUCUUGAUUUUUGAAAAUUUUCAAUUUAUUUUUUUUCCAGGCCACCCUCAUCCAACUUCUUGAUCAUAUCCGGAAUCUAAUAGCCUCCGAGCCUCAUAAUGGUCUCACUUUGAAUCGGGUCUGUGCCAUAUUUGGUCCUUUGAUUUUCUGCACAAAUGAUGCCAAUAAUAUCACGAGAAAACCGGAUCCAGAACAGCUGAAAAAGGUGGAUCUACUGGAUGCUGGACAAGCCUCAACCUCGCUAAAAUUGGUCUUGGAAAAUUGGCCAAGUCGGCUCAGUAAGUUUUUUCGAAGUUUUUGAUUUUGAAAAUUUAGGUUUCAACUGAAAAUGGAAGAUUGUUAUAUAAAAUAAUAUUUAUUAUAUUAUUCUAUAUUUCAGGCAGCGAAAACAGUUCUCUGGAUGAAAGUGCCAACUCCCAACUACCGGAUCUCUCCUCCAACACCUUGCCUCGCCAAUCCGCCAUGACCACGCAACGACCUCGACCCAACAGCGACAUGGGAAAUCGACAACCAAAUGGCUGUGUUCGGUUCCAGGUGGAUUGA